Messenger RNA from Gambusia affinis (western mosquitofish), 11269 nucleotides. RefSeq names its product RNA-binding protein MEX3B. The coding region runs from base 627 to 2594 and encodes 655 amino acids. The record is from RefSeq and is a predicted model, not a curated record. Gene Ontology annotation, molecular function: RNA binding. Lineage: Eukaryota; Metazoa; Chordata; Actinopteri; Cyprinodontiformes; Poeciliidae. The transcript has 4 exons.
UGCCCGCGCUGUAACCGGUCGCGUAAAACACGAAUUCCCUAACAAAUUAAAUCAGAGUGUCGCAUAUCGGGAGCCGGAGCGGCAGCAAGCGGCGCAUCGAUGCUGCAUGUGGCCUCUGAACCCAUUGUUGUGUCGCGGCUGACGUCAGUGCCGUGUGUGCGGCAGACGGAGCGGCGUACGCCUGGUGAGACAAAGGCGGCGGAGCGAGCGGGGUCAGGCGGCAGCACCGAGCGGAGCAGAGAAUCACUGGUUUAUAACUCAAAGGGAACUCCCAGCCUCGGGUUUCAGCCACGCUUCUCACUGACGAGACGGAGAAUGAAGACUCAGCGGCCCUCCUAGGAGCGUGCUGCGGCCGCCCGAGAAGACAAAACAACAUCGGUGCCCCCUUUUUGCUUUUUAACGUUUUUUCCCCUUCUCCAACGCCCCCCAUUUAGCUUGGCUAGUUAGCUGUCGCGCUAAGCUCAUUGCGCUGCACUGAUCUCCUCCUCCUUUCUUGCUGCUUCUCGUCUUUCCCUCAAGACUGAACGACAGGCGAAGAAAGGAUAUCAGCGGUCAGAUAAACUGAAGGUGAGAUCACUCCCAACAAACUGGCAUCCGUGAUCUGAUGUGAGAUCCACGGAGAAACUAUGCCUAGCCCUUUAUUUCACCCCGAGAUAAUGGACCACGACGUGGUGAUCAGCAGCCAGCACAGUGGCGUGGCUCUGCCCCGGGAGACGGACCAGGACUCCCGGGAUGAGGACCACCAAGAAGUUCUCCGUUUCGCCCUGGACCAGCUGUCACUCAUGGCCAUGGAUAAAGUGGACUGUGGGGGCGGCGGCGGUGGAGGCAACGGGCUUGUGGACACUCUGGACGGGACCCAGGGUCCGGGCUCUGAGAGCUGCAACGGCGUGGGCGGAGGGGGCUACGUGGAUUUGCAGAUGCUGGAGCAUCCCAGCGGAUCCAGGGACUCGCCGACGUCCUGCUCUCCGUCUCCGGAGUACUACGGCUCGGGCGGGUACCACAUGGCCGGGUCCCACUCCAUGCUCCACGGGGAACAAAGCUCCGUCCUCUGCAACAGGAAAAGAAGCGUGAACAUGACUGAAUGUGUGCCUGUCCCCAGCUCCGAGCAUGUCGCUGAAAUAGUGGGGAGACAAGGUUGUAAGAUCAAGGCCCUGCGUGCCAAAACAAACACCUACAUAAAGACUCCAGUCAGAGGAGAGGAUCCGGUCUUCAUCGUGACGGGGCGCAGGGAGGAUGUGGAAAUGGCCAAGCGUGAAAUUGUAUCUGCAGCCGAGCAUUUCUCCAUGAUCCGGGCGUCUCGCUGCAAAGCUGGAGGGCCAGGCGGAGGAGGCUCUCUGCCCGGCCCUCCUCACCUACCGGGACAGACCACCAUACAGGUGAGGGUCCCCUACAGAGUAGUUGGUUUAGUCGUGGGGCCGAAAGGAGCAACCAUCAAGCGCAUCCAGCAGCAGACUCACACCUACAUUGUGACCCCCAGCCGAGAGAAAGACCCCGUCUUUGAGGUGACGGGAAUGCCGGAGAACGUGGACAGAGCGAGAGAGGAGAUCGAGACCCACAUUACCCUCCGAACUGGAACCUUUGUUGACCUUCAGGGAGACAACGACUUCCACACCAACGGGACUGACGUUAGUCUAGAAGGCCUCGGUUCCCUCAGCGGGGGGCUCGGAGCGUCUCUCUGGUCCAGAGCCACAAGCCACCACCCUGCCCCUCCCCCUCCCCCUCCCUCCCCACCGCCAUCUCUUCCCAUGUCCAUGCACCACUCCUCCAGCCGGAAGAUGUCCUCUUCGGUCGCCUAUCACACGCACAACGGCGGCAUGAGCUCAGACAGCUUCAGCUCCAACAGGAAGCCCACCGAGGGCGGCAGCCCCACCAGUCCUUUCAGCACAGGCUCCAGCAGCGCUGGAGGUGGCUUCACCUUCGGAGGCGACUCCACCCCGGGACUUGCUUCCUCAGACGAAUUGGGCUUCGAGUUCAGUGCUUCCAACAUCUGGGCGCCUUUUGUCAAUGGCGGGGCCGGGAGCAAGACCUCCGCGUCUUCUCAACCGCAGCAGCCCUUGCGCCGCAACAGCAGCGGCCUCAGCGGCGGCGCCAUCACCCCGCGACUGUCUCCGACUUUGCCUCAGGAGACGGGCGUGGGCCAGCUGGACCACCCGCUGGCCCGCCGCGCCCAGAGCGACCCCCUCAGCACUCUCUCCUGGCUGCAGUCCGGCAGCACGGGCGGAGGCGGCUCCUUCUCGGGCGCGUCCAGCUCCAGCUCCGGCGGCUCGUCGACCGGCUACUCCUCCUGCUCGGCCUCAUCCCUGCCCGGCGGCUCGCCCACCGACUCCGAGGGAGGCGGCAGCACCGUGGGCAUCACCUCCGGGAUGCUGAGCCACCUCAAAGGCAGCUCCGCGGUGGCGGCACUCGUCGGCGUCGGCCCCGGCGUCAACAGGGACUGCUUUGUGUGUUUCGAGAGCGAGGUGACGGCGGCCCUCGUGCCUUGCGGCCACAACCUGUUCUGCAUGGAGUGCGCGGGGCAAAUCUGCCAGUCGGCCGAACCCGAAUGCCCUGUCUGCCACACUCCGACCACACAGUGCAUCCGCAUCUUCUCCUAAUGCCACGGGCAGCUGAGUGGGUGGAGCUGGGUUAGGUAGCGGGGUAGGGGUGGGGAGGCAGACGGGCACCAGCUGUGGUGGAGUAAAUGGAAGGAAUCACACUAAUAACCUUCACACAGAUGAUGGACCAUAUUAAAUGCAUUAAUAGAGAUGAUGAUACUUUACGGAUGUUGAUAUAUUGCUGAUAACUGUCAAGAUGAAUAAUACCAAUAAUAAUAAUAAUAAUGACUUAUUUUCCGAGGGAAGUGGAUUGAAACUUGUCUGCAGACAGUCGGGGCUCAGACAGUCUCUCAGCGGUGAACUUAUGGAAGGAAACUAGUGUCUUAUAUCUCUUCAGGCCUUCAUUUCGACGUGGAGUGGCCCCCCUCGCGGGCCGCCUACCCGCCUGUUCGUCUCCACGCGUCUUCAUUCUGGCUUCUUCAGAUCUCUGCCUGCUUUUCUCUCUUUCUUGCUCUCUCUCUCUGUCUCACAGCCUUUUUUCCUUUUGACACUUUUGUACUUAACAGAUAUUUUUCGAUAAAGCUGUCAACGAGGCCUGCACUUUUCUACUCCUCAUUUUAACGCCCUCGACUCCCCCGCCCCCCAAUUGUCCUCCGCGCUCUUUCGCUCGCUCAUGCUAAAACAAAAUUUUUUUAUUCCUUUCGUGACACAAAGUGGAAAUGGUUCUUGGAACAUCGUCAUUCUUUAUUUUUAGGUUGGCAUGUUUGUCAGGCACCUAUUGGAAAACACUACACUACUUGAGGAACCUCUUCAGGAUGAAUUCUCAAUGCCACACAAUACUUGGUCAUCCCAUAAAUAAGCCAAAUGAUUACUGGGAACAUGCUCCUCGAUUCAGUUUGGUAACACGUUGGGUGAAAUUUGGAUGAGUCCUCGCCGCAUAAUUAGUGUGGCUGUUUAUUAUUCUGUAAUAAGUGAGAAAUGUACCGUUUUUAGCGACGCUAAACGCCUGCGAUUGUGGUCGGUUUGUAUGUUUAGACUGCCUGACAAUCCCUUCACAUCUCGUGUUUGUGUUAGUAUGAUGCCCAAUCGCACCAGUGCGUCAUCACCUGGAGAGGGCGCCGUUUCAUUCGUCUGAUCCAAAUCGUGUCUGUUACACUUAAAUAUACUCGUUUUUAGUGGGGUUUUUUUUUCUUGUUUUGUUUUUCUUUUAGUAGUUUGACUCUUGUCCGUGUAGUGUGUGGGUAAGACAUAUUUUGAACUCUGACAAGACAGGGCUUUGAUGUCACAUGAGAAUGUUAAGUCCAAUACGGUUUAGGAGAGAAGACGAACAAGGGGCUUGAAUUUUAGUUUUCACGCACUGUAAUCCCUUUGUUAAAAGAAUAACAAAACAGAGAAACAGCUCUUACUGUUUUCGUCUUCCACCCCUCUCAGACAGCAAAGCUGUCUCUCUCAGAUGACACUGUUGUACUUAUAGAUGGAUUCAACGUCACUCCACUUACUUCUCCCCCAAAUGGCUCCUCCCCCUUUGGGGGGCGGUGGUGGAGAUGGAACAGUUUGAAUGGGAGUAAAUGGAUCUCUUGAGGGGCUUAUAUAGUGAUAAAAGUAUAAAAUAAACAAAUGUUGAAUGUUAGCUCUAGGUGUUGUAUCUUUGGAGACGUAGGUUGGCAAGUCUGUACAGAAAACCUUUUAGGUUAAUUGGCCUAAAUGUCGUGACUAUAGCUGGCUUUGACUGAAGUCUAUAAAAGGAGUAUUGAAUCUUCAUAUCUACUUGCAGUUCUUGCAUUGAUGGCGCCUUGGAUGAGCUCAUCUUCCUGCCGCCACAUAGCCAAUCAAAACGCAGGGAUUCCUCUAAUUUCGAGGGGAGUCCCCCACAAAGGAUGUGAACAUUCUCCCUUCUCUCAGCAGCAACCAGGGGGAGCCAGCUCUCCUCUGACUACACACGCAUGAAAGUCGUAGAAAACCCUGUUUAAACUGCAGUCGAAAGAUUAGUUGUAUCUCCUUUCUUAUCUCUGCUUUUUUUUUUUUUUUAAAGUUUUGUCGUCUGCCUUCAUGGCUCACAUUAUAGGAACUGAGACUGUGUAGACAUAACUUCAUGCAUUUCUCCCCCCGGUAAUUAACAUUCCAUGUGAUUUAGAAUGAUCAACAUGAGUUGACGAUUAAAAGAAAGUGAUGAGAAAACACUUGGAAAACCAUUAAGUUUGAAGUAACCAUAAUACAUACACUGGCAUAUCUCAUGGUUAACAAUUGUAUUUUACAGAUCACGUAUCUCAUGAAUUAAAAAUAUAAUUUAGAACAAACGGCAGCUAAAAAAAAUGAUAUAUUAAAUGCUUAGUCCUAAAACGUACUGGUUCACCCCAAUGGAGGAUGGCUGAAGUGAUUAGUGUAACGUUACCAAUUGGCAACAAGAAGCUCUGUAGUAUAAUGUUUGACCUCGUCCGCGAUGGUAUCCAGACACCUAAAACUAAUAGACAUUUGUUUGUUUUAUGCUUAUAUUGUACCCUGGACCCCAGAAGUUAGCUUUACUCCCAUCGACUUUCCAUUACUCCCCCAGAGGGGCCCCAAGUACCCGGAUGUGUUAAAUCUGUCUAUACCGCGCUGUACUCUCCACAAAAUGUAGUGCACUAUAUAGUUAGUAGUUUGAGAUUCGUCCUGUGUUUCAUAGCAUUACUCCAAUAAGGCAGGCACGUCCUGUUCGCUGUUUGUGUUUUAAUUUUUUAUUUUUUUUCCCUUGGAGGAAAAAAAAUAAAUAAAAAAAUCGAGUUUGCAGUAACUGCCUCUCAUAGUGUUAAAAAUGCUGCAUUUCAGGCGGCGGAGUUUGUCUCGGUGGCCCCCUUUCUUUUUUUUUUUUUUUCCUCUCUCUCAUAGAAUGAGACAAGCCAUGACAACUAAAAUAAACAUUCUCAAGGGCUUCCUCUGACUACACACACACACACACAUAAUCACACAUGUUCAGGCUCACACCGUAUAGGAAGAAUCAACUUAUCCUUUAUGGCAGCUAGUAGCUAGGUCAUCCAGGGCUUCCAGACACUUCUUGUGUUCCAAUCCCAGCAGCUGCAGAAUGUUUUUUGCUGUUUUUAUGUUGAAUCAGUUUUCCAGUCGUCCCUCAUCUCAUUCGGGUCCUGUUGGUGUGUAGUGUGACGUUCCCCACUGACCAGGACAGGUUGCAGGGUUUAUGUUUUUAUUUAAAUUUUUUUUUUUUUUUUAAAGAGACUACGAACAGUGAUUUAUACAAGUUAUGCUUUUGGUGCUCCAGUUAGUUUCAGUAUGAUUGCAGUUCAUUGCUGCUUUUUCGAAAGGUUCGCAUUCAUACACACACACACAUAUAUAUAUAUGGUUUUUUGUUGUUUUGUUUUAACUGUAGGAGAAAAUGUGACCUUGAGCUGGAACAUGCGAAGUCUCUACAAAGACUCAUCCAUGGUGCUUUUGGUGCAACUCCCUACUGAGUCUCAGACGAACAAACCCGCUCGUUACAGCGAGGGGCCGCCAUUUACUUCUCAGAACGACAACAACCACCGCCACCCCGGGUGCACCGUAGACCCGACGGGUCGUCCCCCCCCCGCCCCCCCUCCCCUCCCGCCCGCGCUCGUUCUCGUUGCGUUCCGACCGACGACAAGCCCGCCUUUUCCCGCCCUUCCCGUCGGAUCCGUUGCUGUUGUUUCGCGUCUUCAAACUGGGACCAGAUGCCGGGCUGUCUGAAUGAGCACAUCUGUGAUGACUGGUGCGAGUCUGUUGAGGCCCUUUCUUUGAAACUGUCCAGACUGACGUGUCGAAGAAUAAAUUGUUGUAUUCUGCCAGAUGGGUUUUCAUGUUAAAUCUUUGAGGGUUUUUUUUUUGUUUGUUUGUUUUAUCCCCCUCUGGCCAACGAGCAAAUGUUAGGGUUGAUGUACAGUAAUUUUAAAUGUUAAAAAGGUACAGUUUUUUUUUUUAUUUUCAGAUUGACUUUUUAAUGUUUCUUUUUUAGCUAAUUGUGUCCCCAUCCCCCAAUUCCUUCCUUUAAGGUUUGAAAACAGGGUUUCCUGAGGCAUGCUAGUCAGUGACCUCCAACCUUUUUUUUUGUGAUUAGAGGGGGGAUGCUAAGAGAGCCGUGCCAGGAAAGGGGUAACAGACUCCCCUCAAGCCCCCUGCUCUCUCCUAUUUUUGCUUUAAUUCUCUUUGUAUGCAGAACCAAAAUGUUUAAACCGUCGGCGAACUAGGUUUCAGGCCUAACCUGUGUGUGUAAAUACCCUGGAUACAAUCAACAGGAUCUUGUUUUUCAAAAGCAAAAAGGACUUAAUUGAAGAUAAGUGUAGUUUCUAAAGAACAUGUAUCAUUAUUUGUAAGUUAACCAUCUGCAUGUCUUCAAAGCCACCCGGCAUUAGCUAAUAAUUUUUAAGAUGAAAAACGAAAAAAAGUUUUUACAUGUUUUAUUUUUUACGAUUUUAUUUGCUUACCUAAAUAUCCCAGACAAUAAUGUGACCCUUUUUAUUACUUCAAAAUUUUUAUUUUUUAUUUUCCACUUUUUUUUUUGUUUUGUUUUGUUUUUGUUGUUGUUUUCCUUUAUUUCCUGUGUACUACAUAUAGGCAAUUUAUAACAAAAUGAGAAAAAUUAUUGAAGAAAUUUUAAAAUUGAAAUAUAUUUUAUUUGAAAGUUUAUGGACCUUUUAACCGUGAGCCGGAGAAAUUGUAUAAUCGUAUAAUUUGAGCUGACUUAACGGUUAUGAGAAAUGUAUCAAGAGUUUUAUUUUUUAUGCUUCUUUAAUAAAGUCUUGUUUUUUGGUUUCAUUUUUUUACUGUAAAAAAAUACCAGCUUGCGUCUUUUGUCUUUAUUUCUAAGGGGCUGGUUGGGUGGAGGCGCUGAGGCGCAGCUGAACCACAUGGUGGCAGCAGACACAGCUGCAGCCAAAUCGAAGCCUGUAUAAUGGAGGGGUGUGUAAUCUGCAAACGCACUUCAUUAGCAUUGAGUUACGGCUGAAGUUUAAGAAAUAUGACUCUUGUAAAAAGGUAAUUUAACUUAGUAUUUCAAUUCGACAAAAGGGACUUGUAUUAAAUAAUUUAUAAAGAUGUAUUUUAAGUCGGAUGAAUAUGGCUUAGAGAUGAGAAUCUAAAAUGCAGUAAAUCAGAUGUUUUGAUUACAAAACAUUUGGGGUGUUUUUCAAGCCUUAAAUGUUGUGUUGUGACCUUGACAAGGGGCAGACUGCUGACCUAGAGUUCCUGCAUGCUUUGGUGUUCAGCCCGUGUUUUAAGCUACACUCUACUGCAAGUCUUCAUGGCUUUGAAUGUCUAGAGAAUAAAAUGGAUAGUGUCUGUACAAAUAUAUUCAUUUUGAUCUAAGCAUAACAGUGACUCUUGAUUUAUGUUGAAAAUAAACCAAGAGGUUACUUCAAGAAGGUAUUGGUUGCAAGGAUUUUUAUGAAUAAGGACAGGCGAAUACAAAUGCAGGCCACACUUUUCAGAUCUUCUGGGUCUGCUCAGAUCUCCUUCCAAGUGGAAUGUACCUGCAAACCCUCCCUCAGAAAGAUUCCUGGCCAGGAGAUGAACACACACAGCUAAAUUCCUUUACCGUGAAGAGCAGCAGCUGAACUCUGAACCCCUCCGCUACCACGGAGACUCUCGUUGAAUCUUAAGGCCACCUGACGGAGGAGUUUAUUUCAAACGUUUGUGUUCAGGAUCUCGUCCUUCUGGUCAUGAUUCCUUUCCCAACGAUCACUUUGGAGUGUUUUUAUUUGCAUUUUCAUUUCACCUGUUUUCCCUAUCGACAGCUGCAAUUUGUGAUUCGCAGAGUUACCUUCUGACUUGAACAGAUUUUACCUGACGAGCAACAAUUAGCGUUUCCUCACCAUUCACUUUAAAGAUGUAACAUAAUUUAAAAGAAAAAAAAAAGCUUAAAAGUAAAGGUACAGGGAGACAUUUAGUUUGUGACACAAAAACAUCCUUUUAAUAGGAAGCAGAUCACAAUCAGGCUGCAUUCCAGCUCCGCUUCGUCCUCAUUUAAACAACAAUAACGAUAAGAAACAAAUUACAAACAUCCUCAGUAGAAAAUAAUUCUCUCAUGCGAGUUCUGUGUUCACCCUACAUUCAAACUGAAAACAUGAUUUUUUAAAAUUUUUACUUUUUUUUUUUUUUUUUGAAAAACAAAACAACACACAGAUGGCUUAUUACACAGCUCGGGAAAGUCAGACCAAGUCAGUAAGCAAAAAUAAAUAAAUAAAUAAAUUUAAAAAAAGGUCAAAUAACAUCAAAGAGACACGUGCUGGCACAAUUAAGUUUCCCAUCAUGCAAGUUUUAGUUGACUUUAUUCACAGGGUGGGCAUCGUUGGUCUCCAUAGAGUUGUGUCGGCGUGCAUGCAUGCAUGUGUGUCAUCUCACGUGUCCAUUUUUGUGCUUGAGCUGAGAUCGGUGUGCAGGUGUGUGUUGUCGGUGCGUGUGUGCAGGAGUUGUCCGCACGUCGGCCCAGAAGGGCCGUUGCUGCUGCUGCUGCUGCUGCUGCUGUUGCUUUUUCAGAUCCAGACUGAAAAGGAAGGUUUUUUUCUUGAGCCCUGGGAUCACACACACAACACAUGACAACAGCGUAACCUGCUGGGACUCCUGAAGGAGCACUCCACCGAUUUAUCACUGCACUUUAGUUUUGUUUUCUGCUGUGUUGACAGGAAAAGAAAAAAAAGAUAAAUAAAAAUGAUUCAAGCUUAUGUGGCAGAGCAGAGAUAUCCUUUGUGGGUUUUUUUGGGGGGUUUUUUUUUCCUCCCAUGACCAACAAAGCAAUGAUUUAGUCAACAACAAUUUAGUUCUGGCUAAUGUUAGAAAUUCUGGAAGAUGAGGUAAAAAAUAAAUAAAUAAAUAAAUAAAUAAAAAAUCUAACUCCACGGUAAAGCUUCAGAAUUUUUUAGGUGAGGUUGUGUUCAAAUGUAAGAGGUCACUGCAGUAAAUAAGUGAUUGUUUUAUCGUGUGGUAUAAAUGGGGAGCAAAAGCUAACGGCUGUUCCAAUAAGAAUAGCUUUUCUAGAACAACUUGUACCUUUCUAAAACAAGUACAACCUCAAAAUGUGGCAGAUAUUUAUGUGUCCUAUUUCCCAAGCAUUUAAACUGUCACCACAUUUGGAUGGGGAAGUUAUUUACAAAGGGAAACAAACAGGAAAUGGAGGUAGGAGGCGGUGCACCACCGUGGAUCUUCCUGAGUGAAAUACAUAUGAAGACAAUGUAAAACAAUGUAAAAAUCUAUGAAAUAGCAUUCACUUAAACAUUGGAAUAUGUCAGAUUUUUUUUUUAAGGCUUUACUUUAAUCCACCUUUGUCCUGUUGGCUGUAAGGUUGUGUUUGCAAAGUCCAGUAAGCUACCAGAAGCUUACUGGUAGCUUCUGGUACCAGGAAGCCAUUUGUAGGCAGUCAGGAGGAUUUUUCUUAUUUCUUUUUACCGGUUUACAUUUUUGCUAAACUUCUUGAUUCCUUAACUAAACAUGCCAACUCUUUGAUUGUUUGCAGCUGCACCUAUAAUCACAAUUGCCUUCAGUGGGUGUGUGUUAAACAUGCACCCAAAGAGAAACAGGAUGAAUCUGUAUUAUUUUCCAUUGGAUUACCACGGAUAAGGAAGCAACACGAAUGUGGACGCUACAUUUUCCCGUUGCUUCACGUCAUUCUCCCCAGUCUUUAUAAGAGGAAGUUAGAAUGAAAUUAUCCAAUUUAAAGUGAACAAGAUGAUCUUCCUACAUUUUUUUGUAGUCCAUAUUUGCUCUGUGAGAAACCAUUUGCUUCCAUGUUCGAACACUGGUCUGAGAACCAAAAAGAAAAUCCCUGCAAUGAAUCAUGCAACCUAGGAAGAACAGGUACUUUGACUAGAAAUGCUUUACAUAACGUAUUUAGUUCCCCCUACGUUUCACACAGGAAGAUGAUUACUGGUGAACCUUCUCUUACCUCCACUUGUUGCGUUGGAAACAACCAAUCCCGACAAAAAGGUGGCUUUAAGGUUCGCUAAAUAUUGUUUGCUAAAGGCAGUACGACGUUAUUUCAAGAAGGUAGAACCAGGCUUCGGUCUUACGGUAGUCUCUCUUGGAUUGGCCGCUAGUUUUAGCCUCUGCGGCUAAAUAAUCUGGAUUUAUACAGCAAUGUAACAGCACCUCACUUUAAAAAUCCCGAAGACACGUCUGUUGGGGACGUCUACGUUACUUCACGCAACAAUGCAACACAUUUUCUCGUAUGGUAAUCAGGAAGGUUUUUGAUGUGUAAAAAUCAGUGGAGUUCUCCUUUAAGCGUUGCCAAAGAUUCACAGAGAAACCCAGCAGGGUGUUUAUAUUCUUAUGAGUCAAGUGAAAUCAGUUGGCUUAAAUCAAAGGCAUGAGUCGGUGUCGCUAAGCAAGUCACGGUUUGAGAUUUUCACAAGAGCAGAGAAAACGCUCUGCUGAGGAUAAGUGACAUUCACAGGAUUUAUUUUUGGUAGAUUUUAGCCUCCAAGUAAAGACAACACGUAACAGGCCAAUGUGUGGGUGGCUUUAGUCACUGUCACUAACAUAUAGAGAUACAAAGAGACUGCAAGGCGAGCUUGAUUAUGGCUAUGAGUGUCUGCUUUUCUUUUUUUUUUUUGCAAGAAAAGGUAACGGUUUAUCAACCAUUAUGCCUUAAAAUAAUACUUGAACUUUAUAAAUGCUUGGCGGUGACUUUAAUGGCUUCAUUCUUUGCAAAAAAAUAAUAAGAAAAGAGCUCUGGUUUUGGAGAUUUACCAUUCCUAGAGAAAAAUGCAAAAUCAAGACACUUUCCUUAGGCAAGUAUG